UUACAGGUACCUGAUGUCUAUGGUGUUUACCAGUUCAAGGUGGAGUACAAUCGUGUUGGUUUUACACGUCUUUUCAGUUCCACUCAGGUAUCAGUUCGACCAUUCACUCACCGAGAAUAUGAGAGAUUUAUUGAGUGUGCCUACCCAUAUUAUGCUAGUGCCUUCUCCAUGAUGUUUGGUGUAUGGUUAUUUUCCAUGGUUUUCUUGCACCACAAAGAACCUAUCCCCAAACGUAAGGCUGAAUAAGGUUGCUUGUUUGACCUAACAGAACUAGUUAACUUAACCAUUCCUGCUGUUUCUUUCAGCUGUUGUUUGUGUAGAAAAGAUACAUAAGAAGCAUAUUCAUAAAUUUACAUUUGGUAACUAGAGGAUUUUUCAUGAAUCUUAAUAUUGAUAUACUGUAUUUUGGAGCUUAAUGUAAAUAUAUUGAUGUAAUUUUCAAUAUAAUAUGAUCUUGUGUAA
Messenger RNA from Penaeus indicus, 462 nucleotides. Its product is annotated as dolichyl-diphosphooligosaccharide--protein glycosyltransferase 48 kDa subunit-like. The annotation marks the transcript as partial. The transcript is spliced from 2 exons. NCBI's taxonomy places the organism in Eukaryota, Metazoa, Arthropoda, Malacostraca, Decapoda, Penaeidae. Gene Ontology annotation, cellular component: endoplasmic reticulum membrane; oligosaccharyltransferase complex. The record is from RefSeq and is a predicted model, not a curated record.